Molecule: messenger RNA, 926 nt
Organism: Anastrepha obliqua
Lineage: Eukaryota; Metazoa; Arthropoda; Insecta; Diptera; Tephritidae
Exons: 1
Coding region: 167-763 (198 amino acids)
Source: RefSeq, a predicted model, not a curated record
UAUAAAUGUGCUGGAAGUCGCAUCCAAACAAAUCAGUUGUACAAAAAAUUGACAAGUGUUAAGAACCUACAAGCGAUAGAACGCUAACGAAAUUGCAGAGGCAUUGAGUUGAGAGAAAUUUGAAAUUGAGUAAAAGGACUUCGUUUGUUCGGUCGACGUGCGCGCAAUGAAACGUUUGGUGAUCUGUUUGCUACUGUUGGGUGUGUCUCAAGUCACACCCACAUUGCACGCAUUUAAGAAGUCUUUGUUGUUCGGUGGAGGUGGCAGUGGCGGUUGCGGUGGUGGCUGUGGCGGCGGUGGCUUUGGAGGUUAUGGUGGAGGUGGCGGUGGAUAUGGCGGCGGCGGACAUGGCUAUACCUCUCCCAGUAUAGUUGUAGUGAAACAGUUGCCUUCAUAUGGCGGCGGUGGCUAUAGCGGUGGUGGUGGUGGUGGUGGUUGUGGUAGUGGUGGUUGCGGCGGUGGCGGUUAUAGACCCAACUAUGGCGGCGGCGGCGGCGGCGGUGGCUUCAAGCCUAGCUAUGGCGGUGGCGGCGGUGGUGGUUAUGGCGGCAAUAACGCAUACUCAUCCAGCAGUGCGAACAGCUACAGCGGUGGUUAUGGGGGCAGUGGUGGCAAUGGAGGCUAUGGCGGUCAUCCAGGUGGUGGCGGUAGUGGCUUUUGUAACACCUGUGGUGGUGGUGGUGGUGGCGGCGGUGGUUAUGGUGGUGGUGGUGCCUACGCCAGUGCGCAAUCGUCGGCUAGCGCCCACGCUGGUUCAUGGUAAAGAGAGAAAAGUGCCAAGAAUUUUAUAUUGAAUAUGAAGGACUUGUUAUGAAAAUUUACGAAUUUACUUAUAUGAAUCUUUAACUAAAUAUUUGAAUAGUUUUUUGUAAGUGAGUGUGACAUAUUUUGUGGAAAUAAAGCAGUUUUUUUAUUAAAAAUUUAAA